AUGAACAUGAAAUGCAUUCGAGAGAAGAUAGAAAAGGCCAAACCCCAUUUUGUGAAAGCAGCCUCAGAUACUCUUCAGGGAUAUAUUUUUGGGUGCAUGGUAGGCGUGUUUUCCUCAUCGGAGAGGCCAUCUUUCAAGAAUAUUCACGAGUCUGGAAAGUCGUUUGCAAAGAUUAGUAUGGUAUACUCCACAACAGAAUCAGCUCUUCAGCUUUAUGGAUCAGAAAACGCACCGCUUAACAGCCUUAUAAGCGGUAUGGUUGCCGGAGGCCUUGGGGUGAGGGACAAGUCCAAAAAAUCUAUUUUAACUGGAGCAGCAUCUUUUGGGCUAUACACAGGAAUGUCCAGUGUUUUUCCCACGAAGGGACAGAAGUAA
This is a messenger RNA of Encephalitozoon intestinalis ATCC 50506, 375 nucleotides long. RefSeq names its product translocase Tim22/17-like protein. Lineage: Eukaryota; Fungi; Microsporidia; Unikaryonidae. The transcript has a single exon. The record is from RefSeq and is a predicted model, not a curated record. The coding region runs from base 1 to 375 and encodes 124 amino acids.